CGGGGUGACUGACACAUGUUUCCAAUAACCGGAGCACAUGGUUUAUCAUUACCUCCUCAGUCUGCCUGCUGGCAGAACAGAGACAGCAUGAAGUUGUGUUUAAUCCUCCUGCUCUCUCUGAGCGCCAAGGCCUUCGCUGAGGAGAUCUUCACUGACUCUUGUCUGGACCAAUGUGAAAACGGCUUUCAGGCUCAGAGGAAGUGCCAGUGUGACUCCAUGUGCAAGUAUUACAAAAGCUGCUGCUCUGACUAUGAGGCCAUCUGUGGCAUGACGACUCGUGGCGACACGUUUGUGUUCGCAGAGGACGAUGAUGAUGAUGGUGAUUUGUUUGGAAGCACCACGCCAACCCCAAAAGGUCCCGCUGAUGUUGCAUCCACCGGGCCUCCUGUCUCAGACUUCAACCAAAGACUGCAUCAACAUCCAGAGACCAGUCUGAAAAUGACAAAACCUCCACGGCUGGUGAAUCAAAGAGUGACUCCCGAAAGUGAUCUCGCUGCCACGACUGGAGCUCCUCAGGCUCCUUCAGCCACUACCGCUGCUCCCAAAACCACACUGGCCACCACAGUGACCACCACCACUGUUAGCGUCACCACAGCAGCUCCUGACCCAGAUGCUGUGGUCUGCAGUGGGAGGCCAUUUGAUUCCUUCACGCAGCUUAAAAAUGGCUCCAUCUAUGCCUUCAGAGGGGAGUAUUUCUUUGAGAUGGACCAGAAGUCGGUUCUUCCCGGUUACCCAAAGCUGAUAAAAGAUGUGUGGGGAAUCAGCGGGCCGAUCGACGCUGCAUUCACUCGCGUCAAUUGCCAGGGGAAGACCUACAUCUUUAAGGGAAACAAGUACUGGAGGUUUGAUGACGGCGUCUUGGAGGACGAUUAUCCACGGGACAUCAGCGUCGGCUUUGACAAGAUUCCUGACCAUGUGGAUGCAGCGUUCGCCCUUCCUGCUCACAGCCACCAUGGAAAAGAGAAAGUUUAUUUCUUCAAAGGCGACCAGUACUAUGUGUACGAGUUUUUGCACCAACCCUCCCAUGAGGAGUGCGCCGCCAUGUCUGAGAGGUCUCCGUCCACGCUGUUCAGGCGCUACACAGAUCUGUACCGCAGCAACUAUGAGCAAUUCUUCACCGAACUUUUCCCUGACUUGCCUCAGCAUCACGACAAGCAUCACUUCAUCAACAAAGACUGGAAAGGCCUCAAGUCUCCAGUGGAUGGCGCCAUGGCCGGCAGGAUCUACGUCGCUCCUCUGAGGUCAUCGUCCCAUCCCAACCAGCAGUACCAGCAGAAUGGAUGGCAGAGAGGUCGUAGGCGGCAGAACCGGUCUCCUACCUGGGGAACCAUGGCCGAGCAGGGCAUGAGCAUGGGCCAGGGGUUUGCUGAGAGGGGCAUGGAAAUGGGUCUGAGAUUGGCAGAGAGGAGGAUGGAGAUGGAGGAGAGGCUGGGCUGGGACUGGGACAGGCGGCAGGAUCGGGACCGGGACCUGGACAGACGAUGGAAUCAAGACUGGGACCAGAACAGAAGGUGGGACAGGGACUGGGACCGUUACAACCAGAACAACAGAGGCAACUACAACACCAGGAACGAUCGAUUCCUCCAGGGAGAAAUACCCAUCCAGAGUGUGUACUUCUUUAAAGCAGAUAAAUACUACAGAGUUGACCUCAGGACCAAAAGAGUUGACCCUGCUGUGCCUCCGUACCCCAGAUCCAUCGCCAAGUACUGGCUCGGCUGUCCAGACCCAUCUGGAGCAGAGAAGAAGUAGCUAAACGUUUUCUUGCCAGUUUUUAUUUGUGUGUGUCAUGUGAGUUUAAAGUAAUGUGUCACCAACGAGUCGUUGUCACAAAAACCGCCUGCGCCGGUUGUGAAAAGUUCACAAAACAUCGGCAACGCAACUCAUGAAAAUAAGCAAACGGCAGCAUUCAGAGAAAGUCCAAACAGUCAAAGUUCAGACGGCUGAUUUUCUGAGUGGCUCGCUUGUGUGUUUACAGCGUCAGCUGAUCCACUUGAUCAAACACAGAACAGACUCAGUUCAGACCGUAAAAGACAGAAAGGACCUAACACUACAGCCUGGCUUAAAACAACCACUAACUCCUAAAUCUUCUUUUAUUUUGUGUUUCCUAUCUGUAACUUUGACUUUGUGGCGAGAAUAAAACACAAUAAACUUAAGAGAUGUUCCUGCCAAACA
This is a messenger RNA of Poeciliopsis prolifica (blackstripe livebearer), 2172 nucleotides long. RefSeq names its product vitronectin a (gene vtna). Gene Ontology annotation, biological process: cell-matrix adhesion; immune response; cell adhesion mediated by integrin. Gene Ontology annotation, molecular function: scavenger receptor activity; extracellular matrix binding; polysaccharide binding. NCBI's taxonomy places the organism in Eukaryota, Metazoa, Chordata, Actinopteri, Cyprinodontiformes, Poeciliidae. The record is from RefSeq and is a predicted model, not a curated record. The transcript has 8 exons. Bases 16 to 1749 code for a protein of 577 amino acids.